Colossoma macropomum (tambaqui) is the source of this 1558-nucleotide messenger RNA. RefSeq names its product prostaglandin E synthase (gene ptges). Gene Ontology annotation, cellular component: membrane. The coding region runs from base 145 to 585 and encodes 146 amino acids. Gene Ontology annotation, biological process: prostaglandin biosynthetic process. The transcript has 3 exons. Gene Ontology annotation, molecular function: prostaglandin-E synthase activity. The record is from RefSeq and is a predicted model, not a curated record. Lineage: Eukaryota; Metazoa; Chordata; Actinopteri; Characiformes; Serrasalmidae.
CUGGAUCUCCCUCUCUACGGCCACUCUCCUGUUUUGUGGUGAGUCAGCUUCUGCUUAUAAAACCGCCACGGACUCCUUCUCUCCCUCAGAACCGCAGGACUCUGCUGCAGAGAGAGAGGGAGAGCGCGCGCCAGAGAGAGCAAAAUGCUGGGCAGCCCGGUGUUCUCCUGCUUCGUGUUUUACAGCACGCUUUUAGUACUAAAGAUGUAUAUCAUCGCCAUCAUCACGGGCCAAGUGAGGCUGCGGAAAAAGGCUUUCACAAAUGUUGAAGACGCGAUGAGGCAUGGAGGAGAGCAGUUCUGCCGUGAAGAUCCUUACGUAGAGAGGUGUAGAAGGGCUCAUCUUAAUGACCUAGAGAACAUCCUCCCCUUCCUGUUCCUGGGGGCCAUCUACUCCUUGACUGAACCCUCACUGGCAAUAGCACGAGGUCACUUCCUGAUCUUCUUCCUGGGUCGAGUGGUUCACAGUGUGGCAUACCUGUUUGCCCUAAAAGCCCCGACGCGGUCGCUAGCGUACACUGUUGCUCAAGUGCCCUGUGUCUCCAUGGUCGUCCAGAUACUUAUAGCUGUGGCCUCAUUUGCUUGACAUUGUCCAGUUCUCUAUAAGCAAAACUGUUCAUUGGUAACAGCCUAGAACCAGUGACCUUAUGGGUCAUGGUGGCUUGAUGACUGAAUAUAACUGAUUAAGAUUAAUUAUGAUGCUUUCAGUAAACACUGUAUAGGUCAACAUAGGAAGGAUUCACCAAUAAGCAACAAGGAGAUCAUCAUUCAUUUUUAACUGAUGUUUAGGAUAUUUCCUUAAUUCUGUAUUAUACAGGUCCAUUGUCAUUAUCUUUUUAUACAUAUAUUUAUAUUGUAGUAUAUUCUGUAUGUAUGAUUCAAAUGAAGGUUAUUUAAUGUCUUGUCAGCUUUGAGGUUUUAGAACACUUGAAAGAACACUGAGACCUAGUUUCUUCAAGCGGGUGGACCGGAAAGCCUGCAAAACUAGUACCUCUGUUCUGUUUACAAAGCAGUGUCCACCAUUUUCAUUUCCAGCAGCGCAAUGUGUUACACAAUCAAGGUCAUUUCACGAGCCUGUUCUGCCAUGGUUGCCCACUUUUGAAAACAGUCCUCUGUCCCAGCUUUGCAAAAUGCACUCCUUUCAGAGCUAAUGUGGCGUUAAAUAAGCAGCGUUAUGCAAACGUUCUGUCUCUCUCUCUGGUUUAGAACUAAUGGCAAGCAUCUUCCCUACGAACAGAGUGACAAACAGUCUGCAUAUCGAAUGCAUAGUUUAACAAACAAGUGAGGUUAACUGUAGUGUUUAAUGCUUAACACUGCAGUAUCUUGAACAUUAGGUCACGUAGGGAUUUCUUACUUACAUUUAACAGUACUGCUACUUCCUAAAGAAAUUUUGAGCCUUUGUAGUGUUUCAGUAUUUUGAAGAGAGUAUUGUAUAUUAAGUUAUUAAGACUUUUAAUUAUUUUACCUGUCUAUGUGCCGAAUAUUCACAUUUCUGGUCAUGUUGCCAAAUGUAAACAUUAAGAUGCAUGUUUUAUAAUAAAGGUGUUGUCUAGAAGGUU